Molecule: messenger RNA, 5426 nt
Organism: Epinephelus fuscoguttatus (brown-marbled grouper)
Lineage: Eukaryota; Metazoa; Chordata; Actinopteri; Perciformes; Serranidae
Product: ensconsin-like
Exons: 17
Coding region: 121-2088 (655 amino acids)
Biological process (GO): microtubule cytoskeleton organization
Cellular component (GO): microtubule cytoskeleton
Source: RefSeq, a predicted model, not a curated record
CUCCGAGCAUCCGUCGUUUCCCUGAGUCACGGUGGAGCCCCAGCGGUCUCCUGUGUGGGUUUCAGCGGCUCUCUGGCUCCUGUCAGGUCCUUUUGAUGAAAAUAGUCGACGACGUUUGAAAUGACUGAAGUGGCUCCAGGCUACCCCGACAUGACAGCGCUGGCCCCUCCUCCUGCACCACUGAUCACCAUUAGGAAUGCAUCUCCUGCUCGAUCACCAUCCAAACCCAGCAGCCCUUCAGGCUCCCGGCUGCAUUUAGCAAAAGAGCAACGGGAGGAUGGAGAGAAGACACAAGAGAUUUCAGAAUUGCUGCGUGAUAAGGAGCGUCGUGUGCAGCAGCAACUGGAUCGCUGCGCCGAGGAGCGAGGGAGGAAAUUGGAGCAGCAGAGGAAGAAGGAGCGCCAGCGCCAGGCGGCAGCUGUGGAGAAAAGAAGGCAGCAGCAAGAGGCAGAGAAGGAGAGGCUGGAGGCCCUGGUCCGCCGGAGAGCAGGAGGUGCCGAGAGACGAGGAGGAGGUGUUGGAAAUGGAGGGGGGGAGGCUCGGGACCACCUGGAUAACAGGCCUAAACGCUGGACAUGGGGAGGACCGCCUGAUGGAGUAGAGGGUAACCCUAAGACCCCGCCCUGCAAUGCCAUUGGCUCUGCUCAGCCCAAUGAGCUUCCUGCUGCUUCCAGCACCAGCCAAUCCCGUAACGUCGGUGACUUCCUGUCUCCACCCGGGAUGGAUCAACCAAUCAACAAACAGCUCUCCAACUCUUCAGCUGCCCUGCAUUCACCAGAGAGAGUGUCUUCUGUGUCCCAUCGAACAGCUUCCCCCAACCAACACAGACCGUAUAGAAGUUCCUCCAACCGCAGGAGCAUCGCUGGACUCCCUGAAGAGACGUCUAGAGCCAAAACACCCACGGGAGACACUCCAAACACACCGGCCCGCAGUUCUUCCUUCAGGGCCAACAGCAAGGGCCCUGCCACACCGAAACGGGUGAGGUCAAACAGGAGCCGCGCCCAGUCGCCCUGCUCCCCUGGCCAGUACCCCCCCUCCCCACUCCGGCAAAGGGCCACCACCCCCGGCACCGACGAUAGGGGUCACUCUGAGGUCAAAGGGCACAACACCCUGGAGAGAAAAUCUACCAAAUCAGAGACCUUGGAGAGGAAGAUUCCCAAAUCCACCAGCAAAGAACUCAAUGCAGAGUCUCCGGGCACGCCCACAGGCAGGAGUGUUGGUGGAACGACGGAUGCUGAGGAAGCGUCCAGACUGCUGGCAGAGAGACGACGUCUGGCCCGAAUACAGAAGGAGCAGGAGGAGAAACAGCGUCAGGAGGAGGAGAGGCAGAGGGCUGAGGAGGAGCAGAGGAGGCAGCAGGAGUUGAGAGAGAGGCAGGAGAGAGCCGCUCAGCAGGCCGAGGAGGAGAGACUGAGGCGGGAGGAGGAAAGAAGGAACAGAGAGGACGAGGAAAGACGGCAGAAGGAGCAGAGAUGGAAGGACAUGCAGGAUCAACUGGACAGAGAGAGGGAGGAGGCCUACCUGCGAGCCCAGAAGGAGGCAGAGAGGAAGAGGCAGGAGAGAGAGCUGCUGCACAUCCAGGAGGAGCAGGAGAGACUGCAAAGGAAGAAGAGGAUUGAGGAGAUCAUGAAGAGAACACGGAAGAGUGAAGUGGAGCAUCUGCCUGGUGCUGCAGCGUCUGACAUGAGGCCAGAAGUUGCAAUCCCUUUGGAGGAGGACACCCCGACUCCAGCUGAAGCCCCUGUCAUCAUGCUUGGACCCCUGGAGAAUAAGAGCUGUGUAGAUGAGCUGUCUGAUGGAGUCCAAUCCAUGGACGUCAGUUCUCCAUCUGUCUCCAUCAGUCCAGUGUCCAGGGACGAGCAGCCAAGCGCUCAUGAGUUUUCCCCUCUCACUGAAGAGCAUGUGAUGGACCUUGAUGCCCAGCGAGGACAGCGACAGGGCGCAGAAACGCCCCCCUACCCCAGACUGCAGGCUGGCAGUGGAGUCGGAGACCUCAACAAGAACUUGUUGAUUCAAGCCUACAGCGCCGCCUCUGAAUCCUCCCAGCUCAUCCACAGUGUUGGCCCAAGCAAACUGGACGUUCAGUAGCCAGGACCUUCUCAGGAGCUGGUAGAAACAGGAGGAACAGACCAAGAAACCGUCACCUCUGUCUGCAACAACAACAACAAUCAUCUCCACAAGGAACAAAUGCUGAACAACUAAUUUCACAUCUGUAUAACAGUAAAGCUACUUUUGAGGCAGUGCACAUGGGCAAUUUUGACUCUCACAAACAGAACACAGUUUGACAAAAUCAUGCAGAUAAUGUGAAGUAUGUUAAUGACAUGGUUAUGUGACAGAUUAGGAAGUGGGAUCAGCAUUGUUGCAUGUCAUGAAAAAGUUUAGGGAAGUGAAACGACUGUAAACUAAGGAAACUACAGCAGUGUUGGGAAAGUUACUUUCAAAAUGUAAUACAAUACAUAUUAUUAGUUACCUUCAUUUGAAAAUAAUUAGUUACAUUACGAUGUCUCUUUUUCUGAAAAAUAAUGCGUUACUUAUAACACUACUUUUGCGUUACGUUCACUAAAGGACUGGGCAUUAUAAAAUGGAAGGCGGUCAUGUUGUUUAACAGCAGCAGAUAAAAGCAAAGAAAGCUCAACUGUAUUGCGGGUCAUUAAUGUACAAAGCCAGUAGGUGAUAUUAUACAGCCAAAUGAAGGCUCUUCUCCAGCGCGCAGGUCUGGCCCAUUCAUGCAAUCACAUGCAGUGGUUACCUUUUUUUUAAAAAAAAAAAAAAAUUAAAAUCACCUUUACAUAAACAAAAAGUUAAAAUUAAUCAAAAUCACGUUUAUUAAAAUCAUCCUCUUAUAUUAACACAGGGAGGGGCAGGCAGCAGAUCAAAGUCUGAUAAAUUAUGAGAUGGGGAUACUUUUUUGUGGGCCUAUUAUAUGAAACACAAUAAACAAGUACUGAGGUUAGCACAGCAACCAGAUUGCCUUGCGACUCAGUCACUAUGAUGACCAAAAAUUAAUACACCGGAGCUGGAAGACACACCUGCCCGUUCCCGAUGUGUUGGUCAGCUACAACAGCACUGGAGAGAGCUGAACGGGACGGUGCGUCAGCAUGGCUCCAGGAUGUGAAUGGAAAAACAUCCAACAUGCUAAAGGACAACUGACGGCAUCACCCAGAUGUGUUGAUCACUUGGAUGAGGAAAAAUAACAGAGCCUGUCUUCUUAUCCCUGCUGCUUUCAAGCAGCCUUUAGAUGCAGACCAGAACGGGAUACUUAGUAGACGUUACAGAUAUGUGAACACAUGGGACAGCAUCACCCAGAUGUGCUGGUCACUGGCACCCUUCUAUUGCCUAAUGUCACCUGUCAUGGCAUGACAAGACACAAAAACCUUUCGGGGAUAUUUUUACUGGUGACACACUGGCAGAGUCGGCACGGUGUGGAUGAAUAAAAAAAAUUAAACAACAAACACUUAAUUUCAGGUGGUAACGCCUUAUGUGACGUAGAUGAAAUUGUAUUACCCAAAAACAUGUUGGUAACAGUUACUGACAACAAAAAUUUUGUUCAUGUUAUAAAACUUACUGUAAAGGCAUGAGCUGAGGAUUCAAGCUCAGUGGCAGCCGGAAUCUGCACACUUUACUUUUCAUUUACAUAUUUUUUGCCUUUAAUUAUCUCACAAAGUUCCCUGACAUUGCACUUAAUCUUUUCAUGACUUUUUUUUUUUUACUUCUGUACCUGUGGGAGCCAGUAUUGCCUAGAUGCACUGCCACAAAAUAUCACUCGAGUUAUCACCUGCUUUAAUAUCUCAUCCCUGCUUUUGUAAAACUUUGUAAAUAGAUCCGACUGGGUGGAGGAGUCAGGGAGCGUCUCUGUAGCAGUUAAUCUGGAGGGGAAGCUGUAAAAACAGACACUAUUGUGUGAAUCCUGUGUAGCAUCUUCAGUGAGGACUAGCUAGUUGAGCUGUUAAUGGUUGUAGCUGUACUUGAACAGUGUGUGGGAGCUUCUCUCUGUCUGUCAGUGUUUCUGAUGGUUCCUGUGUGUUUAUCUCUUCUGCUGACAGCGACUCCUACUUCUAUAAAAAACCCAGACUGCUGUAGAUUUCCUGUCACCCUGACGCUGGAGAAAAAAAACCCCAUCAAUGACUGAUAUUAUAACCCCACUGCUGACCCAUAACACUUAGCCUGUCGCUUUGAUUUUUCUGCUGCUUGUCACUUGAUUGCUGGACAUUUUGUGGACGACCCACAGAGAGGACAUGAAGAAAACCUUGGAGGGAAACUAAAAAAUGAUGUCAAAUGUCCUGUAUUUUUAUCUGCAGGUUGGGAAAAUAUUCACACAGUGUGUUGUGUAUUUGUCUGGCACUGACUGUAACCACGCUAGCUGCAAUUUAUAGUGUGCACUUACAGUAGUUAUGUGUUUCACUGCUCUAACGAUGCUGGUAUCUCCACCUCAGCUCAUUCCCCCCAACUAAAAUAUACCUCACCAAUUCAGAACAGAGUCUGGGGUUAGACAGCGGUCACCACCUCGCAGCUCAUCACCUCUGAGGCCUUAAACCUCUGUGCAGUCAAAACAACCCUUCCACUGUGCUUCGCCCUCAGGCUUUUUCAUCCAGCAUGUGCACUUUUGUUGUUUAAAGGCCCUUUUCGACAGAAAGACCCUGGAAGUACAGAAACAAGAACAAAAAAUAUCCCCUGAGCAAGUCUGUGUUUGAUUUUAAGCUGCACCUGAUCAGACAGAUCACAAGGAAGUGAGGGGAAAAUGGCAAUUAUGUGAAAGCAACAUUGGAUUACCAGCAGGGCAAAGCAUGCCACUACACCACAGAAAAACUGAGGUAAUAGAUCCAAACUCCCCUAGCAGAGCCCCACCCACCUAAAAAAAAUCACCAACCAGACUCACUGUAUUUAUUCAAUAGUAUUUAAGGAAAAUCAUGUUCUGUUUGUUCAGUUAUAUUAUUUUUGUAGAUUCCAUCUCCCACCAUUACGGCCUGGUAUCAGGCAUGUCAUUCUGGUUAAGAAUACUAAUUAAUUGAUGUAUGUUAUCUGUUUAUUUGACCAGCCACCAACCAAACUUAUGAGUAUGUAAGGAAAAUCACAGUCUAUUUCAUCUAUUUAAAUAUUCUGUUUUAUGUAUUUUUUCUCCUUUUUAUCUCCUCACAUUAUGAUUCAGUACCAGGUAUAAUACUGUGGUGGAGAAUCUUACAUUAUUUUAGUUUUUCAAAUGUAAUUUGUUUGCCUUAAAAUCAUAGAAGAAUAUUAGAAUCUGCUUAUAAAACCCUCCACAAAAUGUGUGGAUGUAACACAGAUUGGAAAAUCACAUUUUAUUUCUAUUUAUACAGCUGUUCAAUUACAAUAUGGUCUGGUGCAAGAUAUAUCAUUUUAGUAAAAAAAAAAUAAAUCUGCAUUUCAUUAAUUUCUUAUAUAGUUUAUGUGAUUGAUCUCCAUCAAAA